Molecule: messenger RNA, 524 nt
Organism: Hibiscus syriacus
Lineage: Eukaryota; Viridiplantae; Streptophyta; Magnoliopsida; Malvales; Malvaceae
Product: probable serine/threonine protein kinase IREH1
Exons: 5
Coding region: 16-432 (138 amino acids)
Biological process (GO): protein phosphorylation
Molecular function (GO): ATP binding; protein serine/threonine kinase activity
Source: RefSeq, a predicted model, not a curated record
UUAGAUGUUUGAUUAAUGAACGAUGAAAUUUUUAACCAGGUGAAGCAGGAUGUAUUUUUCAAAGAUAUCAAUUGGGACACACUUGCAAGGCAGAAGGCUGCCUUUGUUCCCAGUUCAGUGAGUGCGCUUGAUACUAGUUACUUUACAAGUUGUUACUCAUGGAAUACUUCAAAUGAGCAUGCAUAUCCUGGUAGUGAAUUUGAUGAUUCAAGUGAUGCUGACACCUUAAGUGGUAGUAGUAGUUGCCUGAGCAACCGCCAAGAGGAAAUGGGAGAUGAAUUUGGAGGUCUUGCUGAAUUUGAGUCUGGUUCAUCUGUCAAUUAUUCUUUCAGUAAUUUCUCAUUUAAGAAUCUGUCCCAGCUGGUAUCAAUUAACUAUGACCUGCUUUCUAAAGGGUGGAAGGACGAUCAUCCAGCGAAUUCUAAUGCAUAGUAAGAUCCUCAAUAUCUUUGGGAGAGCUUGGGAUAUUUGUUUUGGACAUUGAUGUGUUGCUUGUAUACCCUGUACAUAGAUAGAAGAAAACA